AUGCCAUCCGAGUCAGCCCCUUGGCUGCGCUGGAUCCUCGGCAUGGGGGAACGACGUAAGCUCGGCGAUGUCGCCAUGGACAUAUUGCUCUUUGCGGGCAUGAUGACGGCUGGCCUAUAUGUGGCUCGAAAUUUCCUCAACCCUAUCUUGAGCAACAUUGCCGACCCCGAUAAAGAAAAGCACGAACAAGCAAGACGCCAAGCUAAAGCGCAUCUUGAGCGGUUAAAUCGACACAAGAAAGACGGGCUUGAUUACGGAGAUGACAGCGAUUCGAGAACGGGGCCACGACCGGAGGAUCUGGUCUUGAAUGAAUACGAAAACCUGGUUGCACUUGAAAUGGUCCCUCCUGAGGAUAUAUCUGUUGGGUUUGACGACAUCGGCGGUCUGGAUACGAUUAUCGAAGAACUGAAAGAGUCGAUCAUAUACCCUUUAACGAUGCCUCACCUUUACUCUCACGCCGCGCCUCUACUCUCUGCCCCCUCUGGUGUUCUUCUAUACGGUCCUCCGGGCUGUGGAAAGACAAUGCUCGCUAAGGCUGUUGCUCAUGAAAGUGGUGCUUCUUUUAUCAACUUACAUAUCUCGACUUUAACAGAGAAAUGGUAUGGAGACUCGAACAAGAUUGUCCGCGCUGUUUUCUCCUUAGCCCGAAAGAUGCAGCCUGCUAUCAUUUUUAUCGACGAAAUCGACGCUGUCCUCGGUACUCGUAGAAGUGGCGAGCAUGAGGCCAGCGGCAUGGUCAAGGCCGAGUUCAUGACUCUAUGGGAUGGCUUGACAUCCUCGAAUUCUUCAGGGAUGCCUGCUCGAAUCAUGGUUCUUGGUGCGACCAACCGUAUCAAUGAUAUUGACGAGGCCAUACUUCGCCGUAUGCCAAAGAAAUUCCCUGUCACGCUACCAGGAACAGAGCAGCGACGUCGAAUUUUACAGCUCAUCUUGCAAGAUACCAAGACGGAUCCUGAGCACUUCAAUCUUGAUUACGUUGCAAGGAUUACUGCUGGGCUCUCUGGUAGUGACAUCAAGGAGGCCUGCCGAGAUGCAGCAAUGGUACCCGUACGAGAAUACAUGCGGCAGCAUCGUGAGAGUGGGCACGCGAUGUCGUCCGUGGAUCCCAGGCAAUUCCGUGGCAUUAGAUCAGAUGACUUCCUCGGCCGCGAAGGAGGACAGAUCAAAUUGCAACCAAAGCGACGGUCCAGCGGUGUCGAGGAGUUGAUUGCGGAGGAGCAGGACUAG
Messenger RNA from Fusarium verticillioides 7600, 1227 nucleotides. Its product is annotated as adenosinetriphosphatase. The coding region runs from base 1 to 1227 and encodes 408 amino acids. The transcript has 4 exons. Gene Ontology annotation, cellular component: mitochondrial outer membrane. Gene Ontology annotation, molecular function: ATP binding; ATP hydrolysis activity. The record is from RefSeq and is a predicted model, not a curated record. NCBI's taxonomy places the organism in Eukaryota, Fungi, Ascomycota, Sordariomycetes, Hypocreales, Nectriaceae.